UCCGGCUCCUGAUGACGGACAUCCUGCUCAGAUGAGAAGGAAGAUCUCCAUUAUUUACUCUUCCCUAGAAAACGAACUUGACUCUGUUUAUCUCUUAACGUGCUAAACAGAGGUCAUAAAGAGCCGAACGUGCGCGGUUACGUCGUGUGAGAUUCUCGGAGUCGCAGAAUUAAAGGUUUUCUUUGGUUUCGUUGUGCCCGGAUAGCCGCCCGGUCGUAGCCGGCCUGCAGGGCGGGGAUGUCGGCGAGCGUCGCGCAGGGAACCGCGCUCGGAGCUCCGGCCUCGGGCAUGUCCAUGUUCCGCUGGCUGGAGGUCCUGGAGAAGGAGUUCGACAAGGCGUUCGUGGACGUGGACCUGCUUCUGGGUGAAAUCGACCCGGACCAGGCCGACAUCACGUAUGAAGGCCGCCAGAAGAUGACCAGCCUCAGUUCGUGCUUUGCGCAGCUUUGCCACAAAGCGCAGACAGUCUUCCAGCUCAACCACAAACUGGAGGCUCAGCUGGUGGAUCUGAAGUCAGAGCUGACGGAUGUACAGGCAGAGAAGGCUGUGGUGGAGAAGGAGGUUCAUGAGCAGCUGCUCCAGCUCCACGCCCUCCAGCUGCAGCUCCAUGCCAAAGCUGGCCAGGCAGUCGACUCCAGCUCCAUCAAAGACAGGAUGCCUGUUCCUUCCGUGGAGGAGAUGGAGAAGGAACUGGAGGCCAGUAAGAAAGAAAAAGUGAAGGAGGUGAAGCUGGAAGCUGAAGUGAGGAUGCUUAAAAAAGAGAACGAGGCCCUCCGCAGGCAUAUCGCUGUACUACAGGCGGAGGUGUACGGAGCCAGACUGGCCGCCAAAUACCUGGACAAGGAGCUUGCAGGGAGGGUUCAGCAGAUUCAGCUGUUAGGCCGAGACAUGAAGGGACCAGCUCAUGAUAAACUGUGGAACCAGCUAGAGGCCGAGAUCCAUCUUCACCGCCACAAGACAGUCAUCCGAGCUUGCAGAGGGCGCAAUGACCCGAAGAAGCCUCUAGCAUCACCAGCAGGACAUGACCCAGACUCUCUGAAGAAGACUCAAGGAGUCGGCCCCAUACGUAAAGUAGUUCUGUCUAAAGAGGAUCAUGAGGGCCUUGGAAUCUCAAUCACAGGAGGUAAAGAGCAUGGCGUUCCCAUCCUGAUCUCUGAGAUCCACCCUGCCCAGCCUGCAGAGCGCUGUGGGGGGCUGCAUGUGGGAGACGCCAUCUUAGCCGUCAACAACAUCAAUCUGAGAGACGCCAAGCACAAGGAGGCAGUCACAAUCCUCUCCCAGCAGAGAGGGGAGAUUGAGUUUGAGGUGGUGUAUGUGGCUCCGGAGGUGGACUCGGAUGAUGAAAAUGUGGAGUAUGAGGAUGACAGCGGCCAUCGCUACCGCCUGUAUCUGGAUGAGCUGGAGGAGGGUUCAGCCUCCAGCCACGGUAACGGCACUGCUGAGUCUGCCUCACUGCAAGUUGUGGAGAAGCACCUGAUGGCUGAUGGAGGUGAGAACGGAGACACGGGCAUCUCCAGCGAGAGUCCUUCAGAGGAGACGCCCUCAAAAACGGCCGAGUCUCCAGAGAGCUCCUCCUAAAGAGAUUACAGCGAGCUGAGGGAGAGGGAGAGAGAAAGACUCUGUCCAUGUAUGAUAUGUAACAUACAAGAUGUGUUUUGUACUAUAUGGAGAAGAGACCAUUUCAGAGUCCACUGGAGAUUGCAUGGAGACACAAAGAAGAAAUGGAGGACAGUUUCUCACAUGGUGGUCAUAGAAAGGCACAAGGAGCAUUUGCAAAUCCGUCACCAUUUGUGGUAAUUACAAUGUAAAACAAAUGCAAAGAAGCAGAGAAUUAUCUGGGUUUAUGAUCUGCUGUUUCAAAGCAUGAAUCUGCUCCAGUUCCAAUAUGGUGCAAGGGAUGUAGGGCUGCACAAUAUGGACAAAAUACCAUAUUGCGAUAUAUACUAAAAACACAUUGGUGAAUUUUUAGUGUAACAUAGUCAACAACUGGCCUGCAAUAUUUCAUCCAAAACAUUUGUUGGAUGUUGUCUUUUCUUGAUUGAUCGAAAUCCAGCACAUUUGUGAUUGGUCAGAAUGCUCACAGCAUACAACAAACUAUUGACAAAUAUUAUAUUGUGCAGCCCUAAAAAGAUGGGAAGUGUUUUUCGUACGUUGCAUAGUAACGGCUGUGUGCAGUUGCUGAUCCUGAACAGGUAAGCGGUACUGCUGUGGUGAUCUAGAAUCCCUUUAUUCCUAUUCAAAUACAUUUAAACUAGCAACAAGUUGAUGUCAACCUACAACAUAUAACCAUUAUCAAACAUAAACCUUUUUUGUCUUUUUAACCUAGUCUGUCCUGCUAAGCCUUCUGCUGUUCAAAGCCAAUGAAAAUCUGAUGACAUUACCUCUCGUUAUGGUUUGGUGGAAUGUAAUGACUCUAUUUAAAACACACCAUACACUAUAAAGUACAUUGGAGACAUCACUAGGCCUGUCACAAUAAAUUUGAGUUGAAGAUUAUUUGUCAUGUGUGAGUUCAAAUAACAUUUAUUCCCUUUUUUGUUCUGUUGCAAGCCAUAAGUGGUCGGAUUGGCUGAUUAGCUGUUCAUAGCUGUUGUGGCUUAGUAGCUCCCAGUCGUCCUUGCCGUUCUUCGAGGGUGUUAAUGCACAUCAAAUAAACAAACGUUACUCAGCGCUGACCUCCAAAGGUGUUAUAGCACCAAUCAAAGAUUUUUAUUGUUUUGGUAACACUCAUGAUUAGUCUCAAUAACUGCUUUUUUUUUAUUUACAUGUAUUUGCCUCAAACCCUGCAGAUGAAAACACACCGAACACAACAUAAUUGCGAUCCACUCAAAUAAUUGCGAUAGGGAAAGGACAUAAUAAUUGUGACAGGCCUAACAUGACGUCUCAAUAAAUGCAUCUUCAACUUCUUUUAUUUACAUGGAUUUGAAUGAAAACGGUAAACGUAUGAUUGUGAAAGCUAACAGCUGUGGAGAAUAAUUGUGUUCCUGCUAAUAUAUAAUAUUUGUGACAGACCUAGAUAUCACAUCACUCUCAGUGUUUCAUCCUGUUGCUGCAAUACCUCUUCUCUCACAGUAUCUGUAGCACAGUUCGAUGGAUUUAGUGGGGUUUCUUUGGUUAAAGGACAUGUUCUAGAGCAAUGUGUAAAGCACAGAAUCUGUUGAGUAUUUAAUAUGAGAAUGCAUGAGAGAUUGUGUCAGGACAGUUUUAUGCACAGUAUGUUAAGAAUGCUUCCACAAUGCAACACUGAUGAUGAUGAUAGCUAGAUGGUUAUUAUAGUUAUAGGAUGUUUAAAAGGCUAGAAGUAAUGUGAAACAGUUUAGUCCAUUAGUUUGUUUAUUUUGCUGGGAGAUGUCAGUGUCUGUGAUCCUGAGAAUGAACUGGGAGACCAGGGUAUUUUUGGACAAAGCAGGAUUUCUGUGUAAGCUAGAUAACUUAAUGGGAUACUCCAGUGUUUUUCUAAUGUCUAUCUGCUGCAUCUGUAGGAUAUGUUUGAUCACUGAGGAAAAUAAUUGUACAGAAUUUACAGAACAGAAAAAACAUACUUGAAACCUACUCAUAAUAGAAAGCAGUGGGCAGAUGCUUCAAAUGUUGUAAGUAUAUAUUAGGUUGACUGUUUUUCUGUUCUGUUUUUUAAGUACUGGGAUGCACAUCUACAUUAUUAUCCACAGUAAUGGACCGAAUGCUACAGAUGCAGUAGAUCAGUAUGGAAAGUCACCAGAGUAUUCUAGGGAUGCAGUGAUAUUGUAAUUGUGGGCAAAAGCAGAUAUGCAGUAUUUUUGUACAUAGCUGUUAAUGCCGAUGCAGAUACAUACAUUUCUAAAAUGUAGAAAUGUAGCCUAAAUUUACUUGAAUUAGCGCAUCAGAGAAAUCUAACAUUUCUGUAGUGUUAAAUCAGGUAAAAUGAAUAAAUUGCAGAUAUUUUAGCAUUAAAAUCCCACCAGCAUCUAUCUGAUGCUGGUAAAUAUUUGAAACAAUUAUCUGCUGAUACUGAUAUGAUUUCAAUAUCACUUCAUCCCUUGAGCUAAUAAAGUGAGCAAUGUCCAGUAGAAACAUUCCCGACCUCCUAUUGAACAGGCUUGAUUUUAGGCUUAAGUUAUCUGCCUUAGAGGUUUGUGAAAUACCGUCCAACACAGUGACCAUCUCUUCCUUUUCUGCAUGUCCUGCUCUGGUGUGUCACCUGAAAAAGUGCAAUAUGUGUGUUUUAGGUGUUGGGAGAAGAGGUUUCUUGUUGCUCUCUCCUCCACAUAUCGUUUUCGAGCCAUGCUUUGUGACCACUCUCUCACUAAUUUCCUCAAAGCUAAACCUUUAUUUUGAUACACAAAACCUUACAGUGAUGUCUAUAAGAAUUCAUUUCCAGAUGACUAUAAACCUAAGAGAACAUCUGUUUCUUUCUCAGAUGCAACCUAAACGAAUACCCACUGACAGCUGCAUAUUUAUGUAGAGUUUAUCUGUAAAGAAUUUUAGCUAAAUAGCAAUAAAGAGAAACUCCUGUACCAGUAUUUCAUCUGUUCGCUGCUCUAAGUCCUGCAGAAAUGUCACUUCACCUGUACACAUAGCCAGCGUGUGUGUCUUUUGCACUGUGGUUCUCAAAACGGUCCUCAGGGACCCCCAGACAGUCCACAUUUUUCCUCUGUCCCUACAGGUCCUCUUUUCAUUGGGCGCUGAGGACCGGUUUGAGAAUCACUGCUCUAGUGAACUUAGCCUAGUUCCUGUAGGUUGACACUGUAUUUCUGAACUCCUCCAUACUCUAAAGCUCCUUGAAAACAGGACAGUGUUUCAGACAAUCGGCUCAUGGCCAUUUCUUGUCGGGGUGUGGGUCUGUGUAGGGUGAGUUGGCUCAGUGGAGAGGAUUUUCAGUUACUGAUGGUUGGGUACUGUGGUGUAGGUAGGGGGGAGCAAACUGCAUGCCGUAGGAAACACCAACAGGCAGAAAGUAGCCUAGAGGAAUAAAUGCUCCUGUAGUUUUUACCAUUUUUACCCUACCAGUUUUCAUAUGGUUUGUGUGGUUGUUAAUCUUUCCUCUUAUUUUCCCCUCUAGUGUCAUAUGAUCUGUAUUUCUGCAAUCUAAAGAGAUUUCGUAUAAAUGUCUUAUAUCUGUAGUUACUGUAUAACAAUAUUUGAAUAAACUUAAAUUUAUUUGCCCA
Messenger RNA from Colossoma macropomum (tambaqui), 5141 nucleotides. RefSeq names its product golgi-associated PDZ and coiled-coil motif containing (gene gopc). The record is from RefSeq and is a predicted model, not a curated record. The transcript is spliced from 9 exons. Bases 238 to 1578 code for a protein of 446 amino acids. Gene Ontology annotation, cellular component: trans-Golgi network transport vesicle; Golgi apparatus; membrane. Gene Ontology annotation, molecular function: transmembrane transporter binding. NCBI's taxonomy places the organism in Eukaryota, Metazoa, Chordata, Actinopteri, Characiformes, Serrasalmidae. Gene Ontology annotation, biological process: negative regulation of protein localization to cell surface.